AUGGAAGCAUCGUCACCGUUGGCUGCUAUGCAGCCUACCAUGGCCAUGCCCUCAUGGGGUGCUGGUCCGGACAUGUUUCGGUCACACACUCGCAAUCCCUUUGCUAAUGGAGGGGGUGUUGCCCGUCGGGCCUUGCGCGAACGAUUACAGAAGACGGAUUACUUCAAUGUCAAAGAGAUCCCCGGCUCUUCGCCAGCAGCGAGUCUGGCCGCGGACCUUUCUCAGAACUUUCGCAUUGACACUGAGGUUAGCCCUCAGUUUCCUACUCCACGACGCGCGCUCUUCACCACCAAUAUGAUGGGAGGCGUCGAAACACGAGGCUUCUGUACAACGCCGCCGCUGCCAUCAUCGUCUCCUGCUCCUACCAUGGACAUGUCGGAUUCCAUGGAGACCAUGGAGAUGUCUCCACUACCUCACAAGCCGCCAUUCACAACUCAAAUCGAAAUAACCUCGCCUACACCCUUAUCGACUCCAUCCCACGAAGAUGACAGCAUGAUGCUAGACUCGCCACCGCCACUCCCCCGCCAGUCCUCCCUGGAACCGCCCAAGGUGUCACUCACUGACCGCAAGAUCGCUGCUCUCAGAAGACCUUCUCUCACUCGAGCAGGCAAAGUCCACAGCACUAACUCUGUCCCGAAUCGAGCCGGUACAGAGAACCCGCUGCCAUCGUUCCGCUUCGGCGCUGGCAUGUCCCAAUCGUCGACCAACCUGUCAUUAAGCGAGUGCUUUGACUCAGCAUCGCCACCUCAAGAGCGCCGCCCAGUGUCGGCCAACAGCCUCUGCGCUCCCUUGGCUCUCAUGCGCUCCCGACCUCAGUUGAACACUGGUUCUCCUCGUCUUGGCUCGCCCGCGGCCAUUUGUCAUGGCCGCCGUAGUAGUUCCAACCCUUACCUGCGUAGCAGAAAGCAGGUUCGACGUUCUUUGAGCAUGUUCGAGAACCCUGGCGAUGUCACAAAGCCUAACCUCGAAAGAGACGAACCCGGGCCCUCUGGUUUACAAGCUGUCAUGGAUACCGACGAUGUCCCUGAGCCCGUGCUGCCUCAUUUUCUGUCUGACGACCCUUCGGAUACUAUUCCCCGCAUUACCAAGGAGACUCUUCUGGAGGUGCUUGAUGGCAAGUAUGCGGAUAACUUUGAUCAAAAGAUGGUCAUUGACUGUCGUUUUGAGUACGAGUAUGAAGGCGGCCACAUAGAUGGCGCGGUCAACUACAAUGACAAGGAGCUUCUCGCCUCGCAACUCCUGCGCACUCCCAUGGCUGGUCGAACUCUGCUUGUCUUCCACUGCGAGUACUCUGCCCACCGGGCGCCCAUGAUGGCUCGCCAUGUUCGUUCUGAGGAUCGUACCAUGAAUGCCGAGUUCUACCCUCGACUCAACUAUCCCGACGUCUAUCUCCUAGAUGGCGGGUACAGUGCCUUUUUCGCCGAGCACCGUGGCCGGUGCUUCCCUCCCGAAUACGUCGAAAUGUCGGAUGAGAAGCAUCAACGAACCUGCGAGCGUGAAAUGGGUAGGCUCAAGCAACGAAAGGGAUUUGGUCGCGCGCAAACCUUUGCUUUUGGGCAACGCGAAACAUGCGAGAUGGACUCUCCUACAGGGCCUGCGAGACCCAACUCACGACAUACCCCCAUGUCAUUCGGCGAAGAUUCGCCUAUCUUUGGGGAGCGAACCCACGCCCGGCGGAUGGCGUCAUACUAA
Molecule: messenger RNA, 1692 nt
Organism: Emericellopsis cladophorae
Lineage: Eukaryota; Fungi; Ascomycota; Sordariomycetes; Hypocreales; Bionectriaceae
Product: M-phase inducer phosphatase-like protein
Exons: 4
Coding region: 1-1692 (563 amino acids)
Biological process (GO): positive regulation of G2/M transition of mitotic cell cycle; G2/M transition of mitotic cell cycle; protein dephosphorylation
Cellular component (GO): nucleus; cytoplasm
Molecular function (GO): protein tyrosine phosphatase activity
Source: RefSeq, a predicted model, not a curated record